Molecule: messenger RNA, 1590 nt
Organism: Aspergillus sclerotioniger CBS 115572
Lineage: Eukaryota; Fungi; Ascomycota; Eurotiomycetes; Eurotiales; Aspergillaceae
Product: amidohydrolase family protein
Exons: 2
Coding region: 388-1380 (330 amino acids)
Biological process (GO): secondary metabolic process
Cellular component (GO): cytoplasm; cytosol
Molecular function (GO): hydrolase activity; carboxy-lyase activity
Source: RefSeq, a predicted model, not a curated record
AUGGCUAUGACGCAAUCCGCUCGUGUCUAUAAACUCCCAGAUCUCCAGACGCAGUGGCCGUUUCUCCAAGCCAACGCACACCGCAGACUGCAUCAGCUUGCUUCUGAGUUCUGGGAGUGUUUGGCAGAGGGUGCAAGGGGUGAUGUUCUCCUACAUCUGAAGCAGAAGUCACUAACCAUCUCCCACAACAAUCCUGAGGCCACCACCGUCGACUACUACCGCCCGGAUUUAAGCAACAUUUAACUCCACACCAUCAUGGAGAUAACAACAAUCUUACCCAUUUCUCCGUCCAGGAGAUACUAUAGAGCACUGCCUAUAAAUAUGCCGACAAAACAAGCUUCCCAGAUUAUUCUCAUCUACAGAUAACAUCGACAACAAUCACCAGCCAUGGCCUCUCCAAUGCAAGCCAUCACCCUCGAAGAGCAUGUUGCAUUUCCCGCCCUGGACAGCAGCAACCCCUUCUACGACAACAUCUGGAAGAUCUUCCCCGAGCGCCUGAGCCUCGCCCAGGACUACUCCACCGCCCGACUCGCCAACAUGGACGCCGGGAACGUCACCUUCCAACUCCUCUCCCACUUACCCGGCGGCAUCGCCCUAACCGACCCCGCACGCUGCCGCGCAGGGAAUGACGAAAUGGCCACAGCCAUCAAGCAACACCCGGGCCGAUUCGGCGGCCUCGCAGCCCUCCCAAUGGCCCAUCCCCUCGAAGCCGCCAAAGAACUACACCGCACCGUCCGGGACCUCGGCUUCCACGGCGCCCUCAUCGACAACCACCUCGCCGACGGAAUCACCCACUACGACGCCGAACGAUUCUGGCCCGUCUUCGCCGCCGCCGAAUCCCUCGACGUCCCCAUCUACCUGCACCCCUCACCCCCCUCCCCAGAAACCAUACAAUCCCGCUUCGCCGGCAAGUACCCCCUCCCCGCCGAACUGGGCCUCGCCACCGGCGCCUGGGGCUGGCACGAAAACGUCGGUCUGCACGUUCUCAAACUCUUCGCGGCCGGCGUUUUCGAGCGCUUUCCCAACCUCAAAAUCGUCAUCGGUCACAUGGGCGAGCUCUUACCGAUUAUGUUGCACCGGAUCGCGCGAUUGCGCUUUUUUCAGGAGAUGGCCGCCUCUCGGUCGAAGGGGAUUCUGGAUGUCUGGGAUCAGAAUAUCUGGGUCACGACGAGCGGGAUCUUUAGUAUCGAGACGCUGAUGAUGGUGUUGCAGGUGACUAAGGUCGAACGGGUGAUGUAUAGUGUGGAUUAUCCGUUUGAGGAUAAUAUUACUGGGAAGGAGUUCUUGGAUAGGUUGAGAGAGAGUGGGAAGUUGACUCCUGAUGAGGUGGAUAUGAUUGCGUUUAAGAAUGCGAGGGAGUUUUUGAAGUUGGGGAUUUAAGAUGGAUGGAUAGAUGGUAGUGUAGAUUCUUGAUGGCGGGAUGUCUUCGUAGGUUGUAUAUAGCGCUGUAUAUAGAUAGGUAGGUAGAUGGAUAUAGUGGUGUUGAGACUCGAUGAUGAGGACCUCGAGCUAUUCAGAAUGCAUGUACAACACACAUCGACCAUCCCCUCACCAUCACCAAUAUAUAAUAAGAAAUCACACCGUAUGCUC